AUGUUCCGAUGGUACAAGGAAUCGUCUAUUUGUUACGUUUACCUUGCGGACGUUUCAGGUCAUAACGGAGAAGUAGACCUGGAUCAAUUCCACAAGAGCCGUUGGUUUACACGAGGGUGGACCCUGCAGGAGCUCUUAGCUCCUGGAAGUCUUAGAUUCUACGACUGCGAUUGGUGUUCGUUAGGAGAGAAGUACGAACUGGCUGGUGCUAUCGGAAGCAUUACAGGUAUCCCACACGGGAUUCUCCUUGGUUUCGAUGAUGUGAGCAAUGCUAGCGUCGCACAGCGAAUGUCUUGGGCAGCUAAAAGAGUCACAAAGAGAAAGGAAGACUUGGCAUAUUGUCUCCUGGGGAUCUUUGAUGUUAUGAUGCCAAUGAUAUAUGGGGAAGAGGACCAUGCAUUCAUUCGACUCCAGGAAGAAAUCAUCAAGAAAACUGCGGACGAUUCAAUUCUCGCGUGGGGUAUAAUCCCUAGCUCCAACGACGGCGUUGAAACCGAAAACACCGACAUCCAUCUUUUCGGAAAUGCUUUAGCCACUAGCCCUGCUGCUUUUAUGCACAGCGGCAACAUAGUGGCGGUGGGGAAUGGGGACUCGACCAUAGAGGGACUAGAGACCGCGAGAGGCUGCUUGCCGUUGCGUCUUCGUCUCAGCAACACCGAGACUGGACAGGCAGUCGGGUUUCUCAACUGUCAAGCCAUGAACCACAAUGGCUCAGUGGUGGGAAUUCCUCUCUUUUGCAUCACGCCUGGCGCAGUGCCACGGGAAUACAUACGACCGGCGGGGACAAAAGCAGUCCUGCGUGUACCUCCGACAGAGGCAGAUUCGGCACCCAGACCUAUUCGACUUCGCGCUUUGCUGCCGAGCAACAAAGCGGCACUGAGUCACUGCAAACACGGCUUUCACAUGAACCAAUGGUCUAUGCUCCUUGAACCCGACUUGAGUAUCGUCGAGGCCUAUUCUGAUGGACAAUGGAGCCAAGACCGAGCGGUCGUUAGUACCGUCAUGGAUAUACGACACAAUACUGCUCAACGGUUUUGGUGGAAGGUUCGCCAAAAGACGGGAGUAUUGAAAGACUUUGUAAUUGCUCUCGAACUUGGCGUCAAGCAGAUGGAAGUGCACGCAAGUUGCCAUCUGAUGGUUGCGUCUAGGGACACGGCUCUGGACAUAAUUGCUCGAGCAACAGCCGAUUCAGAUGGUUUUCUGGGCAGCAAGGUUGCAAGCAACAACUCUUUGACGUUGGAGAUUAAGCUCUCCCAGGAUUUGCCCGGUUCCAAACUCUUUAUGGUUACUUUGGGAGCAGCGGCGAAACCACCACAGCCGAUGGACAUCGUGGUGGACGCAGAUCAAGAGCUGAAGAUACUUGCACACACAAACUCGCUUUUGACACUAUUUGCAAAGAGUUGGCCGGUCAGCUUGAAGUUGUCAGAGUUCAAGAAAUCACUGGAGGGCAAAGAGCAAGCUCAAGAUCCACUCUUCCUCGAUCUCCUAGGAGAAAAAGAGGAAAUCCAGUCCCAAAUUUCCCUGGGAUCUCAAUCGGUCCAAGAGUUAAUGGCGCACUCUGAGAGCAGACAGAGACAAUGGAAUCGCUCGAUGUUGAUCAGUCUUUGUAGAGAUCUUCAGCUGAGCGACAUUCCUUCAACUGACGGUGUUUCUAAGCUCGCACGCGCAGCGUUCAUACGUGCCAUUACUGGAGGACAUAUCGCUGCCAUGGAAUAUCUCUGGGCAUACCCUGAAGUUGAUAAUACGGUCGAAGAUUCCAGAGGGCGAGGCGCUCUAACCCUGGCAGUUGCUGCAGACAACAUUCCAGUGCUGGAGUCACUGAUAUCCAAGCGUUUUGCUGUGAAUCGAUCGGACAGCUGUGGACAGUCUCCCUUAGGAACAGCGGCCCUGAUGGGACACCAUGCAGCCCUUCUGAUGUUGUUGAAGAAGGAAACAUCCAUCAGCUUUCAAACCAGAGACGGCCAGACUCUACUAGAUCUGGCAGUGAAGACAAAGCACCACGCAGUUGUCCGAACGUUAUUGGAAAAGGGAGCAGAUGUGAGAGGCGGGUUUCUAAAUCGGUCUAAAUCGCGCGCAACAGCUCACAAUGAGCCUCCAUUGGCUAUGGCUGCUCGCCUGGGCUCUGCUGGCAUUGUUGAAUGCUUACUCGACUAUGGAGCUAACGUCAACGAGAAAGGCUUGCCUUGUGUAGCAAACAAAGUUGGAUUUCGAACCGACUGUCCCGUGUUGGCUAUCGCUGCCGAUAUGGGUCACUACGACAUUGUCAACUGCUUGUUACGCCGGGAAGCUGACAUCAAUGCAAUCGAUGGAGGUUGUCGAACGUCGCUAUUAUUGGCUGCCAGGAAUGGUCAUGACCGAAUUGUUCAACUGCUCCUCCAGCAAGGCGCCGAUAUUGAGUUGUCAGACAGCAAGGAGGGCAGGACGCCGCUAGCAUUUGCUGCCAGGAAUGGUCAUCACCAGGUUGUUGGUUCGCUUUUAAAAAAAGGCGCAAACAUUGAAGCUAAGGACUUCGGGAGCCAAACACCAAUUUUUCACGCCAUUCACGCAAAGCGGGGUACGGCCCUGCAAUUGCUUCUCAGCUGGGGCGCUGACAUCAAUGCCGUGCAGAGCGGAGAAACCUGCCUUUUUUACGCGAUACGACAGGCGAAUGUGGAGGCAGUUGAUCUUCUUGUCAGGCAUGGAGCUAGGAUCUCGACAAAAAAUAAGUCUGGCUAUUUGCCAUUGCAAUAUGCUCGAGAUCAACGUGCCCGCCCCCCAGAGGAACAUAUCAUUGUUCAAGAACAACGUCGACUACAUGGGAUGAAGCUAGAGGAAAUCAUUCGGAUACUCGAGUCUGCCACCAUCGAACAUGGGGAGACCAAGCCAACAUUCAAAUCUAGAGCGCAAAACACGCUAGCACAGUUGAUGAAGAGGUGA
Molecule: messenger RNA, 2916 nt
Organism: Colletotrichum siamense
Lineage: Eukaryota; Fungi; Ascomycota; Sordariomycetes; Glomerellales; Glomerellaceae
Product: Vegetative incompatibility protein HET-E-1
Exons: 1
Coding region: 1-2916 (971 amino acids)
Molecular function (GO): protein binding
Source: RefSeq, a predicted model, not a curated record